UACUGAACUACAGAGGCAGCCAAGGGGAAUUUACGGGAACUUUCCAUGCGUCACUGAAACACGUGAGUGGCGGGAGAGUUUACAAUGAGGAGGAGGUACUUGGGUGUGACUGACGCUUACCUUGUCCAAUCACAGCAUGAUACGACGACGCGAACUUGUUUAUUUAAGGAGAGUCGUCGCAAUUGUUCGACAUUCACUCUACUACAACAUCGCAACUGAAAAUAUGCCUGCACGACUACUCAACGUUUGAGAUAUUUUACAUACGUAGAAAGUAAUACUUUAGGGGAAAAUGAAAUAUUUUCUUACGGUACGACAACUGACGAGGGAGAGUAAUCUAGUUGUUUUCGACGAGCGAUAUCAGAAUACGUGAGGAUAAUUGUUCGAAUUAUAGACAUGGCUCGAGUUAAAAUGGCAUCAAGUGGCAUCAAUUCUUCUGCGACUAGUUCUCAUCGAACUGCGAUGGAGAGGUUUGGCGACCGUGGUAUGGCACUCCUACCGUGGAUCAUGCAUAUACUGACCGUACUGUGGGAACAACUACGGUCGUUGGUCCAUGUCAUUUACUACAGUUUCUUGUCAGGUACAGUAAAGUUCAUUUCCAUUUCUGUGGUGUUGUAUCUGUCAAACUGCUUUGCUUUAUCUUGGCCAGGUCGCAGUUACAAAUGAGAACGUGUUUUCAACGAGCCUACCUGGUUAAAUAAAGUUUUCCAUAUGUUCAGGUUUGAAGUUCACCUAAGAAUCAACUCUGUCUCCGGAAAUUCCCACACAGGGGCCUUUCUGCCCAGUCUACAGGCUGAGGCGAUGUGCUGCAGAUUGGUGGACGACUUUGUGUCCCAUGCCAGGAUGGAUAGCGAUUAUGGACUUUAUCUUGGACACCACCCCAGCUGGAAACUGGGCUUUCCAAGUGACUGUAACCUGUUAGUGAGCAGCGCUGACCAUAGCUCCAGCUUGGAUGAAAUGUCUCGCAACAACAAGGAGAAAGUGUUUGACUUUAAAACCAAACAUGACACCACCGAAGAUGAUCUGAGUGUUUACUGGGGUAAAGAGGAUGACCGAAACAUGGGAGCAUUUGACAGUGAGGACAGUAAAGCACUUUGCGAGUCCCUGGCCAUCUCCAGUGACCCUUACAACCCCUUCUCUUUCCCCUCCUGCAAUUCAAGCUGCUCCAAUAUGGAGGAAACAAAAAAUGAAGAUCAAGUUGGCGGCGGCGGCCUCGACUGUAACUUGUCCAGCCGGCCGGGUGAAGAACUUCAAGAGCGCCUCGGUGGCUUGAACAUCUGGACCAGUCGUUCAGAUAGCGAAAGCAGCUGGGGGAGUUCUGAUGAUUCCUGCGCAGACCUGGACGAAGAGGAGAGCGACAGACUCUGGGCGCUCUUCACCAGCCCCGUCGACCCAUACAACCCCCUGUGUUUCACAGCAUCUGUAGCCAGCUCAGUCCCUCACACUGACAAAACACUUACACACUCCCAGGAGGCUGAAAGGGCCUCAGUCCUGCCCUCAUGUUCUUUUGACAGCGAGACCCCUGGCCCUUCCUCCUCUGAGGAUGACACAGAGGAGCAGCUAUGGAGGUCCCGCUCCCAAAAUGAAGACCCUUACCACCCUCUGAACUUCCGUGCCUGCCUCCAGAGCUCCCCUACAACCACAGAGCCACCUGCCUUCAGCACUGGAGACUCACUCACCCCACAGACCUGUCCCACACAGACACCACCCGGCCAGGGUAAGCAGAGGGGCGUUGUGGCCAAAAGCCUCCAAACAACCAGGCACACAAAGCCUUGUCUACCCAAGAGACUGCUAAAGCAGCAUUGCCACCCAGCUACUACACUAGUGCCCUGGAGGAGACCUGAAGCUAAAGUAACAGAAGGACAACCUCAGGAGAAGUUCAACCACCCUCUUAAAAAGGUGCGGUUCUCACCACUUGUCCAGGUCCAUGUGAUGCAUACUUGGCCCUUUGCCCGGCAGAUGUCUCGCAAAGGACCCUGGGAGGAACUAGCCCGCGACAGAGACCGGUUCCGAAAGAGGAUCCAGGAAACCGAGCAGGCCAUUGGCUACUGCUUCAGUCAAUCACACAGAGACACGAUUCGGGGCAAAUUUGCUAAGCACUUCAACAUCAGCCAUGCCCCUGGUCCAUGAGCUCUGAACACAAAUGUUUUACCAUACCUUCCUAACGAGAACUUUUGAUUGGUUGCAAUGCAACAUAUGGUUUUAGGUCAAUUAUAAUGUAAAGAUGGUGGUUUUAGGCCAAUAGGAUUUGGCAUCAAAUUCUACCUGCACUGUACCUCAACACUGUUGCACUGAUUUUUAUAUUGGAUAUAGUUAUUAUUCAACAUUAAUAUAUGUUAUGUACUUUUGUAUGCCUUACAAUGUAAUUUAUUAAUGCCCUAUGGAGCUUGUUUGAAUUGUACCAGUUUGGAAUGUUAAUCUUUAUCCAGAUAAGUGGUGUAUUUAGAACUAAAAUAAUUAACAGAUGGUAUUUGUGAUCAUACUACAGUUAAUAAACAACCUGUUUGACACCAUAA
Messenger RNA from Oncorhynchus gorbuscha (pink salmon), 2513 nucleotides. Its product is annotated as protein phosphatase 1 regulatory subunit 15B-like. Gene Ontology annotation, cellular component: protein phosphatase type 1 complex; endoplasmic reticulum. Bases 709 to 2127 code for a protein of 472 amino acids. Gene Ontology annotation, molecular function: protein phosphatase regulator activity. The transcript has 3 exons. Lineage: Eukaryota; Metazoa; Chordata; Actinopteri; Salmoniformes; Salmonidae. The record is from RefSeq and is a predicted model, not a curated record. Gene Ontology annotation, biological process: response to endoplasmic reticulum stress.